Messenger RNA from Heterotrigona itama, 1816 nucleotides. NCBI's taxonomy places the organism in Eukaryota, Metazoa, Arthropoda, Insecta, Hymenoptera, Apidae. The record is from the annotation of a GenBank genome assembly.
CGACUGUUGUAUAGAUUUCGUGUACGUAUGUAGUUCGUUGAAAGUAGCAAACAUUUUGAUAAAGAUGGUGGAGACAGCGAUGACCAGUUAGCAAAACAGUAAAGUACAUUGCUCAUGCGUAAUGGAGUAAUAGUGUAUAUUAUAAACGUUUACGAAAAUAUUUUUAUUGAAAUUUAUUGUAAAUUUCUUGCAAUAAUUUGAAAAUAAAUUUGUAAAUUUAAUUUGAUAGUAUGUGCAAAUAAAAAAUUUGUCUUUCAUUCCAUCUAUUCCAAACCAUUUAUAUGUGAGAAAAUACAUUUAUCACAUUUUAUAGUUUUAUUAAAUAAUUAUGGGAAGCGAAGGAAUAGAAAUGAAUCAGAGUUUAGCCCAGAGGCUUCUCUUUGAAGGUGCUACAAUAGUUAUGUUAGAUGUACCUGUUGGCACGGAAUUUGGGAUUGAUUUAAAAUCAUGGAAUACAGCGGAUAGGUUUAAAGGUGUUAAAAUGAUUCCACCAGGAUUUCACUAUGUUCAUUAUAGUGCUGUAGAUGAAUUUGGAGAAGCAACACCUAAAAUUGGCUUUUUUCACACAUUUAAAAAAUCUGAAUUUCUAGUGAAACGUUGGGAUGCAAAGGAAGAAGAUCUGAGUUCAGAAAUUGUAGAAGAAGAAAUGGUCGAAAGAUUAAAGAGUAAUUUGAAAGAUUUAGAUAGAUUUUUAGGAUGUUACCCUUAUGAUAUAUGGAAACAGUGGAAGGAGUUAACAAAUCAUAUUACUCCUCCACUUGUUGAACGUUGUUCACCUAUAUGUGGUUUUGUAAGGUCAGCAUUAGAAUUAGAAUAUUGCACUGAUGCUGCAAGACCAAGAGGUGGAGAAUCAAACCCUAAAAAAAGAAGGAGUGGAAUUACUGUGGAGGAAAAAGAAGAUGAGCUUCUUCCUGAUAUGAAACCUAAACCUGGUACAGAACUUCGACUUUCGAAAAUACCUGAUAAACAAUAUCCAGAUGGAGCAUCACCAACUGAGAUUACGAAGCAUUCUUUGGAUACAAGUUAUGCACUGGACACUAUCCUUAAGCAAUUGACACUUCCUAUGGAGAUAAUUGGAGAAAUCCAGUUAGCAUUUGUCUGUUUUCUUGUUGGACAAAGUCUUGAUGCCUUUGAACAUUGGAAGAAACUUGUAUCUCUCAUCUGUGGCGCUGAUUGUGCAAUAUCACAACGCCGCGCGAUUUUCAUUGAAUUUAUGAAAGUAUUAGAGAUUCAAUUGAUGCAUGUACCUGAAGAUAUACUUUGUGAUAUUGUAGCCAAUAAUAAUUUUGUUUAUCACAAUUUGCGUAAAUUGUUCGCAAAUAUUGAAAUUAAUUCUGAAUUAGAUGGACGCUUGAAAUCUUAUACAGUGAGAUUUAGUGGACGAUUGUCUACAAAAUUUUUGUGGGAUUUUUCUAAUUUACAGGAAGAGACUGAAGAUGAAGCACCUGUUGUUGUUUCGUUAGAAUAAUAUUGUAUAUAUUUCGUAUAAAUACAUAGUUAUAAUAUGUAUAAUAUAAAACAAGUAUAGUUUUACUUUAUACUUUGUAUAUGAAUAAUAUGUAUAAAUAAUAUGUAUAAAUAAAGAUAAAUAAAUAAAAACUUUCUUAUUUUGAUAAAACCAAUUUCAUUUUGAAUUAUUUAUAUUAAAUACAUUUAUAUUAAGUACGUUUGAAAAUAUUGGAAUAAAAUUUCAAUCAAUCGCUGGUAUGUAUGUUAAGGAAAUAAUGGACAAUCUAGUAUGUGCUUCUUCAUGGGAAAGAAUUAGAGUCGCUAAAAAAUAAAAAAAAAUAUUAAUUUCUAAUAUUAAUAGCUAUAA